AUGGCUGAACCAACGCCAUCGCCCACUCCAAACCGUGCAGUUUACGGAUUUGCAUGGUUUUCAGCCUUCAAGACACUGUUCGUUUUAUACGUUGCUUGGGCACUUUUGCCCGAGUAUUUUCUUCAAGAUGUGCUCGGUUUAACCUAUUUACCAGACAAAUAUUUCGCAUUAUUUCUACCGAUUUUGGUUUUGUGUGCACUGACCGUAUUUGCCUUUCUCAUUUAUCCGCCGUGGAAUUUGUCGAUGCAAGAUGAUUUAAAUGAUGUGCACACAUUACGCGACAAACAUGCAAUCGUUCGUUGCCAAUACAUCGAUCCAUCGUCUAGUCGCCGAUGUGAGCAUAAAGUCGAUGCAAUACCAGCCGACGCAUCGAACAAUUUCAACAGUUGGCUCUUUGAAAAAUAUUGUAAUGAGCAUAAGAUUGACAAUCAGCCAACUGAAAGCGAAAUCGGCGACAUUGGAGACAACUGUGACUGUGUCGAUAAAACCAAAUGCUGGCUACACAAACGGCCCAACCAUUUGAAAGUGUUGCAAAAACGUGAGACCGUGCCAAACGUGUGUGACCUUGAUGUCGGCGACGUUUGCAAAGAACUAUUUCUUGAGGAAUAAAGGGCGCAUUUUUUUACUUUGAAUAUGAUUUCCGAAUCGUUCUUAGUUUGGCAUUUUCCAUACUUUUUAUUUAAAAAAAAAGAAACACAAAAACUAGAAUUUUGAAGAAUUUAAAAACGAAACGAAAAUUGAACAAUAAAAUAUGAAUACAAAAA
Molecule: messenger RNA, 764 nt
Organism: Sitodiplosis mosellana (orange wheat blossom midge)
Lineage: Eukaryota; Metazoa; Arthropoda; Insecta; Diptera; Cecidomyiidae
Gene: PIG-P
Product: phosphatidylinositol N-acetylglucosaminyltransferase subunit P
Exons: 1
Coding region: 1-609 (202 amino acids)
Source: RefSeq, a predicted model, not a curated record